This is a messenger RNA of Trichoderma aggressivum f. europaeum, 1005 nucleotides long. RefSeq lists its product as uncharacterized. Lineage: Eukaryota; Fungi; Ascomycota; Sordariomycetes; Hypocreales; Hypocreaceae. The record is from RefSeq and is a predicted model, not a curated record. The transcript has 2 exons. Bases 1 to 1005 code for a protein of 334 amino acids.
AUGGCGUCAAACCCGCGCACACACACUCGAGCAUCCGGCAAGGCUCGAUCGAUUCCUGAUGCUGAUGCAGAUCUGACGGCUAGCAAGAUCCGUUUGGCACGUAGAAAGCUUCAGAACCGGCUCAAUCAGAGAGCACAUCGAUCGAGAGCCCGGGAUAGGAGAGUUGACGACACGGGACAGCCUUACCGAGUGCAUCGCUGGCGGAUAGAUGACGGUAGAGAUGACAUUCCAUACAUCAAACCACGGGCACUUCCGAGCGACUCUACCUCUGUACCUGUGGAGGACAAGUCCGCUCCGUCCAAUCAGCUGGUCGUCCCGAGCAGGGAGCUCGUUCCGCAUGGUGCAUUAGUCUCCGUCUCUACCACAACCCCAGGCCGUGCUUCUGCUCCUUGGCUAGGCCUCAGCUACUGCCUGCUCUCCGAUCAUCUGCUGCAUCUAAUUCACUUCAACGUCCUCAGGGGCCUCUCAUACAACAAGAAAGUCAUCAAACCAAAUGCCUUCAUCGAAUGCACAGGCAGCGCCACGGCCCAGCUGAAGAAGAUCCUCCCUCACAUCCCGGAAGCAACCUCCCUCGUGCAGAUCCGCCUCCCUGAAAGCCUCGCUCCGACCAAGCUGCAGAUGUCGUGCCCCCACUCCAACUGGAUCGACGUGUUUCCCUUUCCGAAGAUGAGGGACAAUCUGAUUCGGUGGGAGAAUUACUUUAGCCAUGCGGAGUUUCUGACGGACCUUCUUGGGAAUUUGAUCAACUGCAUGACCGCUCCGCCACCCAAGACGACGCAUUCGCUUCUGGGUUCCAGGGGGGAGGAUGAGGAUGUUCCGACUGAUCGCAGGGGUUUGAUUUUAUGGGGGGAGCCGUUCCACAAGGAUAGCUGGGAGGUUACACCGGGAUUUCUAAGGAAAUGGUCGUGGGCAGUUGACGGAUGUGGCGAGUUGCUUGAGUCUACUAAUCGGUGGAGAAAGACGAGGGGGGAGACGCCGCUGCGGAUGGCAGCGAUGCCGCAGUAG